Messenger RNA from Danaus chrysippus (African queen), 2109 nucleotides. NCBI's taxonomy places the organism in Eukaryota, Metazoa, Arthropoda, Insecta, Lepidoptera, Nymphalidae. The record is from the annotation of a GenBank genome assembly.
AUGGAUCCAAAAACCACAAAAAUGCCGAAGGUAGCAAAAGUAAAAAAUAAAGCUCCUGCAGAGAUACAGAUCACUGCCGAACAGCUUCUGCGAGAAGCUAAGGAACGUGAUUUAGAAAUAUUACCACCUCCACCUAAACAGAAAAUAUCUGAUCCAGAGGAAUUAAGAGAAUAUCAACAUCGCAAAAGAAAAGCGUUUGAGGAUAACAUCAGAAAGAACAGACUUGUUAUUGGAAAUUGGCUCAAAUAUGCACAAUGGGAGGAGUCACAGAAACAAGUACAAAGAGCUCGGUCUAUCUAUGAGAGGGCACUGGAUGUGGACCACCGAAAUGUUACCCUUUGGUUGAAGUACACUGAAAUGGAAAUGCGAAACAGACAAGUAAACCAUGCUCGUAACUUGUGGGACAGAGCAGUCACGAUACUGCCGAGGGUUUCACAGUUUUGGUAUAAAUAUACCUAUAUGGAAGAAAUGUUAGAAAAUGUUGCUGGAGCAAGACAGGUUUUUGAAAGAUGGAUGGAAUGGCAACCAGAUGAGCAAGCCUGGCAAACUUACAUUAAUUUCGAAUUAAGAUACAAAGAACUGGAUAGGGCCAGACAAAUAUAUGAAAGAUUUGUUAUGGUCCAUCCAGAUGUUAAACAUUGGAUCAAAUAUGCAAAGUUUGAGGAAAACCAUGGUUUCAUAAACAGUGCAAGGAAAAUUUUUGAAAGAGCCGUUGAAUUUUUUGGGGAUGAAGAAUUAGAUGAAAGACUUUUCAUAGCUUUUGCUAAAUUUGAAGAAAAUCAGAAGGAACAUGAUAGGGCAAGGGUAAUUUAUAAAUACGCGUUAGACCACAUUCCUAAAGACAGAAAUAAGGAGUUGUAUAAAGCUUACACAAUACAUGAAAAAAAGUAUGGAGAUAGAUCUGGUAUUGAAGAUGUAAUUGUCAAUAAGAGAAAGUACAUGUAUGAACAGGAAGUUAUUGAAAACCCAACCAAUUAUGAUGCUUGGUUUGAUUACAUUAGGCUUGUGGAAAAUGAUGGCAAUGUUGAUGACAUCAGAGACACUUAUGAAAGAGCCAUAGCUAAUGUACCUCCAUCUAAGGAAAAGCAAUUCUGGCGUAGAUAUAUUUACUUAUGGAUUAAUUACGCCCUUUAUGAGGAACUGGAAGUAGAAGACAUAGAACGCGCGCGACAGGUUUAUAAAACUUGCUUAGAGUUGAUUCCUCACAAAAUAUUUACAUUUUCGAAAAUAUGGCUGAUGUAUGCACAAUUAGAAGUAAGAUGUAAAAAUUUAAAACAGGCAAGAAAAACUCUAGGCAUGGCCCUAGGAAUAUGUCCCAGGGAUAAGUUAUACAGAGGAUAUAUUGACUUGGAAAUACAAUUAAGAGAAUUUGAUAGAUGUAGAAUUUUAUAUCAGAAAUUUCUAGAAUAUGGACCAGAGAAUUGUGUAACUUGGAUAAAAUUUGCAGAACUUGAAACUCUUUUAGGAGAUAUUGAUAGAGCAAGGGCAAUUUAUGAGAUAGCAGUGGGACAGCCUAGAUUAGAUAUGCCUGAGUUAUUAUGGAAGAGCUAUAUAGAUUUUGAAGUUGCACAAAGUGAAACUGACAAAGCCAGGCAGUUGUACGAAAGAUUAUUAGAAAGAACGGUGCAUGUUAAGGUUUGGUUAUCAUACGCAAAAUUCGAGUUAAAUGCAGAAAAUCCCGAUAACAUCAACACAGAAUUAGCGCGCAGAGUAUAUGAACGCGCUAAUGAAAGUCUGAAAAGUGCAGGUGAAAAGGAAUCUAGAGUAUUGCUUUUAGAAGCUUGGAAGGAAUUUGAAACUGAAAUUAAUGACAAAGAAAAACUCGAGAAAGUUCUAACGAAGAUGCCAAGGCGAGUUAAGAAGAGACAGAAAAUUAUUAGUGAAGCUGGCAUUGAAGAGGGAUGGGAAGAAGUAUUUGAUUACAUAUUCCCAGAAGACGAAAUGGUUAGACCGAAUCUUAAAUUACUUGCUGCUGCCAAAAAUUGGCGUAAAAAACAAGUUGUUCCAGAUAAUUCAGAAACAGAAAAUAAUGAUGAGCAAGACAAGAAUACUGAAAACACACAAGAAAAAGAUUCAAGCAAUGAAAGUAGUGUUAACGAAGAAUCAUGA